GGAGCUCGUACCUCCUCCUGCCGCCUGCCCUGUAGACGAAUGCGCGUCCUGCUCUCACGGAGAGGAAUGUUACUAAAUUUAUGAGAUCCUACAGUGAAUAUUCCAAGCAGCAAUGCGGGAUGAGGUCAUUUUGAGGUAGAUUUGAUAGGAUUACAGCUGCAGUGUGAAGCAGAACAAAAGAAAACCUGCAAAGGUGCUGGAAAAUGUAAGGUAUGACACACGACGCCCUUCCCUCCACAGGUGAACAGAGCAACUUGACAGAGGGACAAGUGUAGCCACUGUCAGAGGAGACGCCAUUGAAUUAUGAGCUGGUGCUUUAUUAACUCGCCUUUACAGCUCUGGUUCAAGCUGUCUUCAUCAGAAAUCAGGGCACACUUUGACACUUUGACUUUGGAGUGAAGGUGGAGCACAUUUUUUUCUGACUUGUCAGUCCAGUUAUUUUCUUACUCCCAUUUCUCCUGAAGCAGCUGCAAAUUAGCAGAUAGUCUGAUGAUGGCGUAAUUGUCAGUCGAUACAAAAGAAAGCACCUUUCUAGACGUUUUAGGAGGAAAGGUGUGUGAGAACGUUUGGAGACUCAUUGGAUCUGCAUGAGGGAAAGGAUGAGCGUGUUUCUGUACUCCGUCCUCCCUCCGUUGGGACUAUACACCCUGAUCUCACAGUAUCUGCUGAAGAACCCACACCAUCUCCACCGGAAGAAGAAAACGGCUUUCUACUGCACUCAAAUUUCACACCGAGGAGGAUCGGGAGAGAAGAUAGAAAAUACGAUGGAGGCGUUCACAAAUGCGAUAGAAAACGGCUCACAGAUGCUGGAGAUGGACUGCCACCUGACAAAGGAUGGACACGUGGUGGUUUCACAUGACGAGAACCUGAAGAGGCAGACCGGCGUGGACAAAGACAUCUCCUCGCUCAAUCUGGAGGAUUUGCCCCCGUAUAAGGAAAGGCUGGAGGUGACAUUCAACGCAGGGCAAGAGAACAAAAGUGGAACAGACAGAAAGAUUGCCCUACUAGAAGACGUGUUCAGGAAGUUCCCAAAGAUCCCUGUCAGCAUUGAGAUCAAGGAGAACAACCCACAGCUGAUGCAAGAGGUGUCAACCCUGGUUAAACGCUACGACAGGGAGGGCAUCACUUUGUGGGCUUCCGAGGAUGCCAAAAUCCUGAACAAGUGUCGCAGUAUCAACGUCUCUAUGCCCUACAGUUUCUCCGAACAACGCGGUAUCCUGCUUCUCCUUCUCUAUUACACGGGCCUGCUGCCCUUUGUACCUGUGGGAGAGAGCGUACUGCAGUUCUACCUGCCACGCAUCAUUAACAGGACCUACAAACCCGAAAAACCUGAAAUCCUGAAGAAAAGCUGGGUUAUUUCUUUAAUAGAUAAAACAACAAUGAGGAAAAAACUUUUCAAGCACCUUGCAGACCGUGGGAUACAGGUGCAUUUAUUUGUUUGCAAUAAAAAUGAGGACAUCAAGGCGGCGUUUGACCUGGGAGCAACAGGAGUCAUGACUGAUUAUCCAACUCUGCUCUCUACCUACGUCAGAACACAUGAGAGUGGACGACCCCAACAGCAGCAGUACUCAAGAACAAGUGCUCUUGGGACCGCAGAAACAACAAAGACUAGAGCAGACAUUGCAAGAACAAGGGGCGAAUCCAUGCGUCCAAACUGAACAAGAUUAGUUUGCUGCCAAACACCGAGYUGGCAGGACAAGGGUUUCAUUCACGUAGAACAACCAAUCACUGCCGACGGUGUGAUCAUGUCUGCUGUGUGCAUACAGUCGGGUCGGUAUGUAAAGAAACCUUUGAUGAGCUUUGUCAGCAGUGAAUGUUUAACUAGCCGCAGCCCGUCACCUGACAACCCAUGAUAAGACACUAAACAAAUAUGACUUUGUUUUGACUGGCUACUUUCUGACAUUAUUGAUUGGUUUAGGUGAAUAUUUUGUGUUUUUAGAUAAAAAGGGGGCAAUGAAAUUGUACUUUAGACUGCCUCAUAAAAGUGUUCAUACCACAAUGUGUUUGGGGGAAAUUGUAUUUGGUCACAAUACAAUCUCAACUGGAUUUAAGUCUCGACUUUGACCAUUCUUGAAUGAAAAGUUGUCAUCUGGAAAAGUAUUGGUAUAAAACCUACUCAAGUACUGAUUAGCUGCUCAUGAGAUCUGAUUUUAUUUGUACAAAAUGAUUCAAUCAGAGAGAUGAUUGCCUAACCCUGGUCUAUGCGUCUGCACAGCUUUCUUCCUGACCUGCCAGCUGUGCUGCUUGGUUUUCGUCAGGAUAUUUGCUCACUAAUGUU
Poecilia reticulata (guppy) is the source of this 2278-nucleotide messenger RNA. RefSeq names its product glycerophosphodiester phosphodiesterase domain containing 3a (gene gdpd3a). Gene Ontology annotation, biological process: glycerophospholipid catabolic process. Gene Ontology annotation, cellular component: endoplasmic reticulum membrane. The record is from RefSeq and is a predicted model, not a curated record. Gene Ontology annotation, molecular function: phosphatidylcholine lysophospholipase A1 activity; phosphoric diester hydrolase activity. NCBI's taxonomy places the organism in Eukaryota, Metazoa, Chordata, Actinopteri, Cyprinodontiformes, Poeciliidae.